UUGCUUCCAACACGGUCACACUACGCGCCACAUUAUCAAGUUAUAAACUUUCCGCAACCGUUCAAUUCGUAAACAUAUUCCGUUGGAGCAAUAACAGAUAUUUUGAGAUGGCUGGCGACCUGGAUUUUGACACAAAGAAUGGAAUUGUGAGUGGGCAAACGCCACGGCACUCUGAACUGGCGGCCCUCUAUAAGCAGAGCUUUGCUUACUACACGUUCCGUGUGCGACUGCCCUCGACCUUGGCCACCAUCGCGGAUUCCUUGGCCAAGGACAAGGACGUCCUGCUGGCCAAAUAUGGUAAAGAUGCGGCGGCCGAUAUUGAACAAACUACAAAGGGUGUAAAUCAACUGCGGGAAGACAUCCUGAGCAAUGGUCCUUUGUUGCCCUUUGAGGGACUGGAUUCCGACACUAACCUGUGGAACACAUUCCUGGAGAAACUUCCCAAGGAGAAAAGGACAUACUUCUCCGCCUGUUGGCUUUACGCCGAGUGCUACAUGUACCGCAAAAUCUCAUCAAUUUUCCGGGCCACGGCACAUUUGGCGGCCCACGACUAUUUUAGUCAACAAAAGCAGACGGCGGCUAAAUUAAGUGUGGAUGCCAUGCUGGCGGUGGCCAAAGCAACCCGGAAAAAUGAACGAAACUCGGACACCUUUCGGCAGCUAAUUAAACUGAAUCUGUGGGGCAACCGCUGCGAUCUGUCCAUCACCUCCGGGAAGCAGGUUAAGCCCACUGGCAAUGCCUUUGACCAGGUCACGGAUCUGGAGGAGAAGCUGCUGAUUGACGGCACCGAGGAGGUGUGGAAAACCCUCGAUGGAGCCUCCGGCGAAGGCAUUGUGGACAUCAUUUUUGACAAUGCCGGAUAUGAGCUGUACACGGAUCUUAUCCUGGCCGAGUAUAUCAUCGACAAGGGAUUGGCCUCCAAAGUCCGGUUCAACCCAAAGGCCAUUCCUUGGUUUAUAUCUGACGUAAUGGAGCACGACUAUCACUGGACCCUGCAAUUCUUGGCCGAGCAUCCUGAUUCAGCAUUAAGUGAGGUGGGCAAGAAGUGGCAGCGUUUCACGGAAGAAGGAAAGUUCGAGCUUGCGCCACUGGAAACCUUUUGGACGAGUCCUUAUGAAUUCUAUCGCAUGCCAGAGGUUAACCCUUCACUUUACAACCGGCUAAAAGAGGCUCAGUUAGUUAUCUUCAAGGGUGACCUUAACUAUCGCAAGUUAUUAGGGGACUUUUCGUGGGACAGCACGGAGUCCUUUGAAACCUGUCUGAGAGGCUUUCGCCCAUCCAAUCUCUGCACUCUGCGUACGGUUAAAGCGGAUCUGAUCUGUGGUUUGGCCGAUGGUGUGGCGGAGCGACUUUUUGCCAAGGACAAGGAGUGGAUGUUGACCGGCGAAUACGGCGUUAUACAGUUUGCCAGCAAGUAAAGCAUACAAUUUUGGACGAGGACAAACAAUAGUUGAAUUUUUGUAGUCAUAAUUAAUAGCUUAAUUGUUAAAAAUUUAAGUGGAUUUUGCUAGAGGCGGAAAGGUAUUGUAGAUAGGUUGAAAGGUAUAAAAAUUCCUACAAUUUCCUUUUGUAUAUUGAAUUACGAUUUCUUAUUGUUCAUUUGCUCAUUAACCACAAUUUUUUUAACGUUACAUCGUAAAGUCCGUCUCUAGCUAUAUAUCCACUUAUUUUAAAGCCUUUUGCAUUGUUAACAAAGCACACACACUCACCUUAUGAAUGUCAGUUGCCCGGGGGGCAAUUAAAAAUUAGUAAAAUCUAAA
Molecule: messenger RNA, 1760 nt
Organism: Drosophila ficusphila
Lineage: Eukaryota; Metazoa; Arthropoda; Insecta; Diptera; Drosophilidae
Product: damage-control phosphatase ARMT1
Exons: 5
Coding region: 108-1418 (436 amino acids)
Biological process (GO): DNA damage response
Cellular component (GO): cytoplasm; nucleus
Molecular function (GO): phosphatase activity
Source: RefSeq, a predicted model, not a curated record